AUGCCAUCGUCAUCAUCGGCGGUGGCUCGGCCGGUCUCACCGCCGCUGGCCCUAGUCAAAGUUGGCAAGGUCGCGCAACUGGUCCGUCAGGCCAGCAAGUUUGGCCUGGAAGGCGUGCCGGACCCGACUGCCGUCAAAGCUGACAUGGACAAAGUCCGAGCCUAUCUUCGGCAAGCCAUCGACACAGUCCAUGCCAAAGAAUCGCCAGAGCGCCUGCGAGAAAGAGGCAUUGAGGUCCUACUUGGGACUGCGAGCUUCAUCACCAACACGCGCCUGCGCAUUGACAUGCUUGACGGAACGCAAGAUCCGCAGAUGAUCGAUGCCGAGCACGUGUUGCUGUGCACUGGCGCACGGCCCCGAAUCCCAGACUUUGUCAAGGCCUCGGAUGCGCCAUUUCUCACCUACGAGCGCAUUUUCGAGCUGGAAGAGCUGCCUGAGCAUUUGAUCGUCGUCGGCGGUGGCCCAUUGGGCUGCGAAAUGGCCCAGGCAUGUUGUUUUCGCCGCCUUGGCUCGCAAGUUACAAUCAUGGCACGCUCCAUCCUGCCUCGUGAGGAUGUCGAUGCCAGCGAUGCCCUCCGUGCUGUCUUUGAUGAUGAAGGCAUUGCCCUGAUCUCGGAAAAAGCUUGUGCGCUACGCAAAGGCCAGAACGGCCAAGGCAUCGAGGUUGAGGGAGAUUCAAGGACAUCAGUGGCAGGCUCCCAUGUUUUGUUCGCCGUUGGAAGCAUUCUCGGCGCUCGCCUCUUUGAGAGCGUUUCAAAAACAAAACCCCCCCCCUCAGAAGCACUGUUCCCUAGAGUACCCAUUCUGGACCGCCUCAACCUGAGUAAUGCCGGGAUUGACUAUGAAGAGGAUAAGGGAAUCACGGUCAACGAGUAUCUGCACACCAACAUCCCCCACAUCUAUGGAGCUGGUGACUGCAUUGGCGGUCACCAGUACACCCAUUAUGCCGGCUGGCAGGCUGUGACAGCCAUUCGUAACAUGGCUCUCCCCUUGCACAGCAAAGGCUUCCCUUCGCUGAUACCAAACUGCACCUUUACCGACCCGGAGGUGGCUUCUGUGGGCCUUGGAGAGCGCGACUUUCUUGCUCAGCAUCCACACGGCUUGAUUCUGAAACGAAAAAUGCAGGAGGUAGACCGGGCCAUCUGUGAGAAUGAUGGUGAUCAUGGUUUCAUCAAGCUGCUUGUAAAUAAGCACUUCCACCUUCUGGGUGCCACCGUCGUGGGCCCCAGAGCGGGCGAGCUGCUGGGGGAGCUGACAGUCUGCAUGCACAAUGACAUCAAGGUUACGGACCUAGCCAAGGUGAUGCACGCGUAUCCAAGCUUUGCAUUCGAGCUGCAAGCCAUGGCCGCUGACUUGGCACUGGAACAUGUGUAUGAUGGCUUCAAGGGCAAGUUGGCUGAACGCUUUAAAAAGGUUUAG
Molecule: messenger RNA, 1419 nt
Organism: Monosiga brevicollis MX1
Lineage: Eukaryota; Choanoflagellata; Craspedida; Salpingoecidae
Exons: 10
Coding region: 1-1419 (472 amino acids)
Molecular function (GO): flavin adenine dinucleotide binding; NAD(P)H dehydrogenase (quinone) activity
Source: RefSeq, a predicted model, not a curated record